UCGCCAUUGUACCGUGAUUGCUGUAAAGUUUCGUGUUUAUGAGUGGGAAUUGAUCCGGUUUACCGAGUUCUGGAAUUCUUCCACGCAUUGGGAAACUUUCAAUCACUGGGAGGUCGUCACGACUGGGAAGAUAGCUGGUAGCUCCGAAGGGUUCCUUGCCGAUCCAUCGCGGAGGUUCCAGCCGCGUGCACACCAUUAUCGAAAGAAUGAAGAGAGAAGCUGAUGCAGGCGCUAUGACAGGCUCCGGAGGACCGACUAGUCCUCACAAGCGUUACAGACAGGGUGACGAGGAACUUCGUCUACUGAUCCCCAGCAAGGUAGCCGGUUCGAUAAUCGGCAAAGGUGGCCAGAAUAUCACCAAACUGAGGAGUCAGUACAAAGCCUCAAUCAUUGUACCCGAUUGCCCCGGACCCGAACGGGUGCUUACCAUCAGCUCGGAUCUGACCACCGUUCUUCAGGUGUUGAACGAGGUCGUACCUAAUCUCGAGGAGAAUGGAUCCCGACACGGCAGCGAUGAGAUCGACGUGCGCAUGUUGGUGCAUCAGAGCCAAGCUGGAUGCAUCAUCGGCAAAGGAGGCCUAAAGAUCAAGGAGCUUCGCGAGAAAACCGGUGCGAGGAUCAAGAUCUAUUCGCACUGCUGCCCCCACAGCACCGACCGGCUAAUCAGCAUCUGCGGAAAGCCGACUACUUGCAUCGAGUGCAUCCGCGAGUUGAUCGCCACCAUUAAAACUUCGCCUCUGAAAGGUGUGAACAACCCCUACGAUCCCCAUAACUUCGACGACUAUUACGCGGACGAUUACGGUGGCUAUGGAACCGGCGACAUCGGCCAGGGCAAAGGCGGCGGUUUCGGGGGGCCAGGAGGCCGAGGCGGUGGCGGUGGAGGCGCCGGCGGCGGCGGCGGCGGUGGCGGCGGUGGCGGUGGAGGUAUGCCACCGAGACGCGACAACCGCGGCGGCGGACCAGGCGAUAUGAACCGCGGCUUUCCGCCCCCGCCGAGGGGAGGCCCUCGUGGCGGUGGUGGCGGAGGUGGUGGGAUGUCCGGUGGACCACCUGAUCGCGGCUACGGAGGUAAUCGUGGCAGCGGUGGCGGUGGUGGAGGCAGUUUCGAGGGCGGACGAGGUGGUUACGGAGGGAACAGAGGUGGCCCGCCGCCGUAUGGAGGUGGAAAUUACAACGGAGACGGUUGGGGUAUACAAGGAGGAGGAGCACCAAAUGGUUUAGGUGGCGGUGGUAAUUCCGGAAUGAGUGGCCCACCUAUUGGUGGGAAUAAUCAGGGAAAUCAAGGAAACAUGGGUGGUAACAAGACCAGCACCCAGGUCACCAUUCCCAAAGACCUUGCCGGCGCCAUUAUCGGCAAGGGAGGCGCCAGGAUCCGGAAAAUCAGAUCGGACAGCGGUGCCGGGAUUACUAUAGACGAGCCGUUGACCGGUAGUAACGAUCGUAUCAUCACCAUUACCGGAUUACCCAGUCAGAUACAAAUGGCCCAGUACCUGCUCCAGCAGAGCGUGCACGAGAAUGCAGACCAUUAUUAAGACAUGGGAGGAAAGAAGCAUUCGGGGGGAGCCAAAGAUGCGUUUGUAAUUUUUUUAGGGAUACUUCGCGAACGGGCAAGCAUAUUCGCGCGAAAACAAGUGGGAACUGAAACCAUACAAUGAACACAGAACUCUUCACCCGCGUCGAGGAGCCGGGAGCAGCAAAUGCUCUUCACGCGUAGCCAGAUGAACAAAAAGCCUCUCUCAGGAAGAAACGUCGACCAGACUCCGUCGACCAGGAGAGAUUUAUUACUUUCCAUUCGAUUCGACGAACCCAUCGACGCAACCAAGAAAAACAAAAGCAGGAUAUCACACUCCGCGCCUGUCUCUUUUUGAGAAUCUACGGUCCUCGUCCAAGAAAAAGGCCAAAGAAAAAAAAAAGAAGGCACUGUUCGCACGCUUAAAAAAAUCGUUCUCGCGUAUGCGCGCGCGUUUCACUUACUUAUCUUUUUUUCCCUAUAUUUUUGAUCGUUUUGUACCGCGUAUAACUUUAGUCGACGGCUCCGGACGAGCUUUGAUAAUCACUUUAUCCCCUUUACUUCCCCCCCCCCCUCGCGUUUAUUAUUUUUUGUUUCCCCUUUUUAAUCGGAGGAUCCUCGACGCCGUUGAAUCGACGGUCCUCCUGAGUGACGACUUUUAAAGCGCACACAUCAUUGUCUAGUAUUUCGCU
This is a messenger RNA of Dufourea novaeangliae, 2202 nucleotides long. It is a transcript of the gene HnRNP-K, whose product is annotated as heterogeneous nuclear ribonucleoprotein K. The transcript is spliced from 13 exons. Gene Ontology annotation, cellular component: cytoplasm; nucleus. NCBI's taxonomy places the organism in Eukaryota, Metazoa, Arthropoda, Insecta, Hymenoptera, Halictidae. Bases 207 to 1532 code for a protein of 441 amino acids. The record is from RefSeq and is a predicted model, not a curated record. Gene Ontology annotation, biological process: regulation of mRNA splicing, via spliceosome; regulation of transcription by RNA polymerase II. Gene Ontology annotation, molecular function: mRNA binding.